Epinephelus fuscoguttatus (brown-marbled grouper) is the source of this 6786-nucleotide messenger RNA. It is a transcript of the gene kif16ba, whose product is annotated as kinesin family member 16Ba. The record is from RefSeq and is a predicted model, not a curated record. Gene Ontology annotation, molecular function: microtubule motor activity; microtubule binding; ATP binding. Gene Ontology annotation, biological process: microtubule-based movement. The coding region runs from base 340 to 5916 and encodes 1858 amino acids. Lineage: Eukaryota; Metazoa; Chordata; Actinopteri; Perciformes; Serranidae. The transcript has 25 exons.
UUUGCUUCUUUUUGUCAUGUGAAAGCUAACAGGCUAACAGGCUACUAACAGUGACCAUGGAUGUGAGCCGGUUCGCACCGGGACGGCGACGCGGUGUCACCGGACAACGAUAACAUCUGUCCCCUGAAACGACCCUCUGUCCUGCUCGCUAUCUGUCUGCCGUGUGCAGUCCGUGUGCAGUCGGCCGGUUAUCUUUGCGACUUUUGCCCCCUUUAUCCCGCUGUGGCUCAUGCUAGCUGGUUAGCCGGUUAGCUAAUUAGCUGCCGUUAAGUUAUAAAGCGGCGUCGCUUGCUUUGCGGCUAACGUUAACUGGCGAGGCGGACUGGACGGACAUGUGCAAUGGCAUCGGUUCGGGUGGCUGUCCGGGUCAGGCCCAUGAACAGACGGGAGAAGGAUUUGACUGCAAAAUGCAUCAUCAAGAUGGAGGGGACCAAAACCACCAUCACCAACCUGAAGAUCCCUGAUGGCAUCGCAGGUGAUUCCACGAGGGAUCGAACCAAAACCUUUACGUACGACUUCUCCUACGACUCCACAGACUGUAAGAACUCCACCUUUGUCUCUCAGGAAAAGGUUUUUAAAGAUCUGGGUUUGGAUGUGCUGAAGGCGGCGUUUGAGGGCUACAACGCCUGCGUCUUCGCCUACGGGCAGACCGGCUCUGGGAAGUCCUACACCAUGAUGGGAAAUCCUGGAGAUGCAGGUCUGAUCCCGAGGUUCUGUGAAGGUCUGUUCAGCCGCAUCUCUGACGCCACUCGAUGGGAUGAAGCGUCAUUUCGUACAGAAGUCAGCUACCUGGAGAUCUACAACGAGAGGGUGAGAGACCUGCUGAGGAGGAAAUCCACUCAGACCUACAACCUGAGAGUCCGGGAGCACCCAAAAGAUGGACCGUAUGUAGAAGAUCUGUCCAAACACCUGGUGCAGAACUACAGCGAUGUGGAGGAGCUGAUGGAGGCCGGAAACAUCAACCGCACCACCGCCAGCACUGGCAUGAACGACGUCAGCAGCCGCUCGCACGCCAUCUUCACCAUCAACUUCACACAGGCUAAGUUCGACGCAGAGAUGCCCAGUGAGACGGUCAGUAAGAUCCACCUGGUCGAUCUGGCAGGCAGCGAGCGAGCCGACGCCACCGGAGCGACGGGCGUCCGGCUGAAGGAAGGAGGAAACAUCAACAAGUCGCUGGUCACCCUGGGCAACGUUAUCUCUGCUCUAGCUGACAUGACGCAGGAUGGUGUGAACACGAACCUGAAGAAGAAGUCAGUGUUUGUUCCCUACAGAGACUCGGUGCUGACGUGGCUGCUGAAAGACAGCCUGGGCGGCAACUCCAAGACCAUCAUGAUCGCCACUAUUUCUCCCGCUGACGUGAACUACGGUGAGACGCUCAGCACUCUGCGAUACGCCAACCGAGCCAAGAACAUCAUCAACAAACCAACCAUCAACGAGGACAGCAACGUCAGGCUGAUCAGAGAGCUGCGGGCUGAAAUCGCCCGACUGAAAGCUCUGCUGGUUCAGGGCAACCAGAUUGCUCUCCUGGAUUCACCCACUGCUCUGAGUAUGGAGGAGAAACUGCAUCAGAAUGAAGCCAGAGUUCUGGAGCUGACUAAAGAAUGGACCAACAAAUGGAACGAGACACAGAACAUUCUCAAGGAGGAGACUCUGGCUCUGAGGAAAGAGGGGAUCGGUGUGGUGCUGGACUCUGAGCUGCCUCAUCUCAUCGGCAUCGACGAUGACCUCCUCAGUACCGGCAUCAUUCUGUACCAUCUAAAGGAGGGACGGACAUACGUGGGCAGAGAGGAUGCGUCCACAGAGCAGGACAUCAUCCUGCACGGUCUGGACCUGGAAAGCGAGCACUGUAUGUUUGAGAACCAGAAUGGUAAAGUGACUCUGGUGCCGCUCAGCGGAGCUCAGUGUUCAGUUAAUGGAGUUCAAGUGACGGAGCCGUCGCAGCUCAACCAAGGUGCCGUUAUUCUGCUCGGCAGGACGAACAUGUUUCGGUUCAACCAUCCAAAGGAGGCGGCCAAGCUGAGGGAGAAGCGAAAGAGCGGCCUGCUCUCCACAUUCAGCCUCUCUAUGACGGAUCUGUCCAAGUCGUGUGAAAACCUGUCCACUGUGAUGCUCUACAACCCUGGUCUCUUCACUGAGAAGGGCCCCGUCUUCCUCAGGUUGGAGUUUGAGAGACAGCAGCGAGAAGAGCUGGAGAAACUGGAGCUGAAAAGGAGGCUGAUCAAGGAGAUGGAGGCAAAGCACCAGAGUGAGAAGGCAGAGCUGGAGCGCCUGCAGCAGGAGGUGGAGAGUCAGCGUAAGGAGUCUGAGGAGGUGCAGCAGCGGAUCCUCCAUCAGGAGGAAAGCCUCCGCCGCCGCAGCCAGGAUAUUGAGAGCCGCCUGCGAGACUUCCUGGCAGAGAAGCAGCGCUUUGAGGAGGAGAGACGCUCAGAGAUACACAGGGAGGACCUCCAGCUGCAGAAGCGGCAGCAGGAGGGUGAAGCAGAGGAGGAGCAGGACGAGGAGCAGCGGCGGCAGCAGGAGGCUGCAGAGCAGACUGAGAUCUACCGUGAGCUGGAGAGACUGAAGAGGGAGCGCGAAGAGCAGAAGGUUCGUCUGGAGACUGAGCGGCGGCGGCUGGAGGAGCAGGAGCGGGAGCAGCUGAGUCUGGUGGGCAGGCUGGAGGAGCAGCUGAGGGAGAAACACGAAGCAGCCAACACCCUGCUGACCCGGGAGGACGCCCGCCGCCUGCAGGAGGAAUGUCGAGCCCUGGCUGAGAUCAGAGAGGCACUUCUCCGUGCCAAAGAGGCUGCAGAGCGGCCUGAUGUGGAGGACGCCAGUGAGGAGGCGCGAUCUGCCCAGGCACGAUACACAAACUUCAAGGAGGCUCAGGUGAAGGAGCUGGGUCAGCUGGAGGAGGGGCUCCAGCAGCAGAGGGAGCGCCUGGAGAAAGAGGUCAUUGCUGAGCGCAACACACUGCUGCACCUCGCUCACAGCCUCAAAGACCGACAUCAACAGCUGAAAGAGACGCAGGAGAAGGGGGCGCAGGACGCUACAGCUGUCUGCCAGGAGGAGCAGCUGGUCAAACAGGCGGAGCACAGACUGCAGUUUAAGGAGCGUCAACUGGCCAGCUUGGCCGACAGCCUCCUUCCUGCACUGGCCGAGGAGAAGCAGAGAGCUGCCGAGAUGCUGGAGCGCAGCGGCGGAGGCAGCAACGGGAACUGCGACAGCCCGCCGGGGCUCGACAACACGCUGUUCCAGGUGGAGAAGGAGCUGGAGGACAAAGAGGAGAAACUGAACCUCCACUGGCACAGCGCUCAGCAGCUCCAGCAGCUUCAGGAGACCUACGAGUUCACGGCCAACGUGGCGCGGCAGGAGGAGAAGGUGAGGAGGAAGGAGAAGGAGAUCCUGGAGUCAAAGGAGAAGCAGCAGAGGGAGGCGAUGGAGCAGGCAGUGGCCCGGCUGGAGAGGAGGCACUCGGCCCUGAGACGCAGCGUCUCCCUGGAGCCCGACACUGAGGAGCAGAGACACAAGAACUCCGUCAUCAGGAACCAGAGGACGGGGGCCGACCUGGACCAGCAGAGGGUGGAGCGGGAGAUCCAGAAGCUGAGACAGAGGAUCAGUGAAGGGGAGGACAACAACAGGUCUCACUCCAUCAGUAAUGACGAGAAAACGAGUCACAACAGCUCUCCAGUCAGCCACAUCCAGAGUCUGAACACUCUCCUGCCGUUGUCCGACGACAGGAUAAAUGCGUACAUUGAAGAGGAAGUCCAGCGAAGGUUACGCAAGAUGAAUCUUCUCAAUGGCAGCAGCAACCUGGAUCUGUCUCUGUCCUGUGAAUCGCUCAGGGAGGAGGAGGAAACUAGUGACUGUAGCUCUGUUAGAUUAACAGAUGAGGAUGAUGAAAAGCUGCAAAACAUUAAUCCAAGGAGGCAUAAAUAUGAGAAAGACGGCGGGUUGUGGUCUAGCUUCCUGUCUGCCCGGGAACUUGAGGCAAACUCCCCUCCUAACAUCCAGGAAAACAUGUUGGAAGAACCAGAGAACGGCCUCUCAAAGCUUUGCAGAGAAGAAAAACUAGAAUCCACAGCUGAAGUCUUGAAUGAAGAAGGGGAAGGGUCUUACAAAUGGUUGCAAGGAGUGAAUAUCCCUGUAGGAGGACUGGACCGAGAUGCUUGUGAAGUUGAUCGUCUUGACAUUGGACAACACAAGUUUUGUGUCACCUCGUCAAACACGGAGAGAUUUGAUGAAAACGAGAAUAUUACCGAAAAAUUAAGAAAAGAUUCUGUGUGCUGUGUUCCUGGUGAGCAUGAUAAACCAAUUGAAGACAGAAAAAAGGUAAAAGGAUGCUCUUAUCCUUACUCAGAGGACAAAGUCCAGCACCAAACAUGUGACUCAGGCAUAGUAGAAGAUGCAGGACUUCCCAAUGCUCAGUCGUCAGUGGUGCAGAACUCUGUCAAUGUUGACAUCAAUUCCAAGCAGGAGUCGAAGGAAUCCAUUCAUGGGCUAAUAAAGCAAGAGACAGACACAGUAGCUGGGAAAGUGGCGGCCAGCAGCAGCUAUGUUUUUGGGUAUUUUGCUGGAAAGCUGUCUGAAGUGUACAAAGAUGCUGGUAGAAGGCUACAAGGCACACGUGACCUCAUUCGAAAUGUCCGAGUGGAUGAAAUGAAGGUGGUAGUCUCUCAGUAUGUGACCAUGAUGUCCAAAGAGCUGCCACUGAUUCACCGAGCGCAGCGUAAACCAGAGCCACAACCUUGCAUCCUUGCAGACAACAAAGUCAGUCUGGUUGAUCAACCAAGGGAUUGCGCCCUUAUUCGUCCCCAGAAAUUCAGCGUGUCUACAAUCCCGGGCGUCUCAGGAUGGCCCGAAGGCACUGUGUCGUCUCUCAAAAACACAUGUCCUGAAGUGUUUUAUCAGAGGCUGGUCCAGCUGCCACCAGCGUUGUCUCAGCUGCAGCCACUUACAUCCCAGCAGAUGCUAGGAAAGUUGGAAUCUCUGGUUCCUCAGAUGAAAGUCAACAAACUUUUGAGUAUCUUCUGGCUCAAAACUGCCAACUGUAAGCAACCAAUCCCAAAACCUGGCUGCUUGCUUUUGACAGCAAAGGACAUUAUAGUGGUGGCAAGUGAAAAGAAAUCAGAGGACAUCUUAGCUGUUUGUCACCAUUUUAAUCUCCUGGAAAUCAAGGAGGUCCAGAUAAGCUUGGCAGGGCAGCACAUUCGCCUGAUUGGCUGGACCGAAGACACCAUCUUGGUUGUCUUUACCCACAGCAAAGAGCUUACUCAGGAGUUUUGCAAGGCUUUACUGAAGGUUCUCUCUCCUGAGAAGUUCUCUGAAGGGACUGAAGAUCACCCGUUACUAACUGAUGAUCUCAUGGUCCUCUCUCUGGAUUGGACGUCGCGUGUUCCUGACAUCGUCCUCGACAAUGGCAUUCACGUCACCACUAGAUUCAAGCGCGUCCUUGCAGACCUGCUCUACAUCGUCCACGGGAACAUGGAUGGACCUGGCAAACCUUCUCUGGCACACAUUUGUCCUCUGCUCUACACCAGCGUCAGGGUCAAGAACCCUACCCAAGUGCAUCAGGAUGUCAUUUUUCAAUUUCUCCUGACGGACACUCACAUGGCUCUUCUCCGGGAGGACGGCGUCUUUCACCCGGUGCCACGGGGCUCCACUCUGGUUCCUGCCAAGCCCCAGUUUCAGGGACUCGAUGUCCGAAAGCGUUCAGACAUCAGAUGCUUGCUUGUGAGGCAGAGUGAUAACUGCGUAGUGGUUGAUAUCACGUUCGCAACUCACAAACCACACACUCGAAGGAGGAAGAUGGAGUCCAGACGAGGCUCAGCUGACAUGCCCUCUGUCUCUCAUUCCAGUAGCCAGUGUGAUUCCUGGAAGUUGUCUUUUGGUUGCACUUCAGAAGCUGUGAUCUUGAUUAAUCAUCUUUGUGCCUGAGUUACUCACCUAAAAAUGGUGUUACCUGAAUUCAUUCACAAAUGCAGUGUCCCUACCAACCUUACCCAAGGAGGAAUUUUAAAAAGAAAGAAAUGAUCAGCCACCUUAUUUGCUUUAGGAUGUCCAAAAAGGUGAUUCAUCAUUGAGCCAAAGUAAAAUGGACACAUCCUAAAGUAUUUUUAGAAUUUCUUUUAAACAUUUUAUAAACUUUUCAGCCUGUAAUUCAAAUGUUAUUCUGUCAUUCAGCCUUUUUGCCACAAAGUUCUAAGAUUGUCUUUUGAGAUUAAGAUGCACAGACCAUGCUGGUUUGUAUUAGCUGUAAUCUCUUGUAAUUUCUGUAGUUUAUUUGUAGUUAUAAUAAAUGAAUCAGUUGUAUUUGUGAAAGUUAAAUGUUUUUUGGCUGUGUCUAUUUCCUGUUUUUAGUCGUGUUGACGAUUCUUGAUUAUUCUUGUUUAACUUUUGAUCUUAUUUGUUUCAAAGGGAAAAAUGCUGAUGUCACUUAAUUGCACCAUUUGGUCUAAAAUUUUGCAGCUUGCACUUUAAGAAAAAUGAUUGUGAUGUGAUGACUUGAAGAAAAUGGGAGGAUUUGUCGUGCUGUGAUUACAGAUGAACUGUGAUUAGUAUGUAUCUGAUUAAUGUGCCUGUAAAAAUUGCAAUGAGAACGUGUUAAUUGUGUAAACAAGUUAAUAAAGAUUGAACUUUCCAUGAUUAUUAUUGUCUGAUUAUAUUUAGUAAUCCCAGUAAAUCAUUUUUGAAAUCAAGUUCAAGAAAUUGAUUCACGACAAUUGUUGUAAUUUUUUCUCAGUCAACCCUUUACUCUCCACCUCUUCCUUCUUCUCUCUUCCUGUCUUUUUUCCUUCCCCCGAUGAC